Molecule: messenger RNA, 1324 nt
Organism: Chaetomium fimeti
Lineage: Eukaryota; Fungi; Ascomycota; Sordariomycetes; Sordariales; Chaetomiaceae
Exons: 2
Coding region: 345-1148 (267 amino acids)
Biological process (GO): iron-sulfur cluster assembly
Cellular component (GO): mitochondrion
Molecular function (GO): 2 iron, 2 sulfur cluster binding; 4 iron, 4 sulfur cluster binding; iron ion binding
Source: RefSeq, a predicted model, not a curated record
UGUCGUACCGAGGGUCUUCCAUUCUUGUAGAAUUUCAUGGGGCAGAUGUACAUACAUACCUUUACCUGGAUUGUUUCACCGUUGCCACUCUACUUUGGUGAAACACUCCCUACCCACCUAAUUGAACUUUUUCGAGUGUCGUUGAUCAGCAGCGAACACCGACCAGCGGCUGCGGGGGAAGCUUGCCCCGCUUUCGCCGGGCCCCACUGCUUAGGAUCUCCGGGUCCUCGGGGGCUUGCUGACAUCAUCCCGAAAUUUUGCUUGCCGCAAAAACCGCUCGGCAGCCGACGUGACGAUGCACCGAAAACCCGGCGACGACGGACAUCACCAACCUUAACCUUCGUAUGCCGCGACUACGCUGCUCCAACGCGCCCGCAACGGCAACCCUUUUCAUCCAGCUCAGUAUGCGCCGGCAGGCCGUCUUGUGUGGGCUCCCGAUCCUGGAUGUCCUGCUACCCGUGCCUUCCCGGGCAGCCCGCGCCCCGUUCAUCCGCGCCCAUCACGUUGCGUCGGCGGGAAGAAUAGCCGAUGCGCAUCGCCAUGCGCCAUCUCCCACCUCACUGGGACAUAGACCAGGUAGAGGCGAAACACCACCCAGCGUGAUACCGAAGGCCCGGACAACGCCACUCCACCCUCUCUCGCGCCCCUUCAGUACCUCCUCUCCGCGGCGUGCAACCCACGCCAUCUACAACCCCCAAGUCGACGACGAUGGGAAGGAUAUGGUAUUGGAAAUCACCCAGCGCGCAGCGAAGCGCCUCUCCCAGAUCAUGGCCAAAGACGCCAACCCCAACCUCGCCCUCCGGAUCCAAGUCGAAAGUGGUGGGUGCCACGGAUUUCAAUAUCUUAUGAAACUCGUGACACUGCCCCCGUCACUCCCUACUCAGAAAUCGUCCCCCCCCGGUACAGACGAUGACUCGGCCGCUAUCCACGAGGACGAUACCAUCUUUACAUAUGCCCCCGACGGCAACCUUGCGGAAGGAGACCUGACGGCGCCCAAGAUCAUACUUGAUUUUCCCUCGUUGGAGUUAUUGAAGGGCAGCAAGGUUGACUUCACCAUGGAACUCAUUGGGUCGCAAUUCAAAAUUGUGGACAACCCUCUCGCGACGAGUAGUUGUGGAUGUGGUACAAGCUUUGAUAUCAAAGUAUGACACAACUACAUCUCUUCUAGAACCGGCUGAGGCAUGGGCCGACAGACAGCGGUACGGAAUUGUACACUACUACAUAGACACGGAAGGCAUACAGGCAGUAUUGAUGUCAGGCGAAGGCGCUGGCAACUCUGUAGAUUCGGUCGUGUCCCAGGCAACGGCAGUAGACUAGAACAGAA